Trichomycterus rosablanca is the source of this 817-nucleotide messenger RNA. RefSeq names its product small ubiquitin like modifier 2a (gene sumo2a). Gene Ontology annotation, biological process: protein sumoylation. Gene Ontology annotation, cellular component: nucleus. Bases 89 to 373 code for a protein of 94 amino acids. NCBI's taxonomy places the organism in Eukaryota, Metazoa, Chordata, Actinopteri, Siluriformes, Trichomycteridae. The transcript has 4 exons. Gene Ontology annotation, molecular function: ubiquitin-like protein ligase binding; protein tag activity. The record is from RefSeq and is a predicted model, not a curated record.
AAUCAGUUUGCAGGAAAGUCGGGAUUUAUUGGAAAACGGGUAGGAAACGAAGCGUUGCUUGAGGGAGAACUGUAGAGACACAACAGCGAUGGCGGACGAGAAGCCAAAGGAAGGUGUGAAGACAGAAAACGAACACAUCAACCUGAAGGUGGCUGGUCAGGAUGGCUCGGUGGUGCAGUUUAAAAUCAAAAGGCACACGCCACUCAGCAAACUGAUGAAGGCGUACUGUGAACGACAGGGACUCACAUUGAGGCAAAUCCGUUUCCGAUUUGAUGGACAGCCGAUCAAUGAGACGGAUACACCUGCUCAGUUGGAGAUGGAGGAUGAAGACACGAUCGAUGUGUUUCAGCAGCAGACAGGAGGUGUGAUGUAAAGCGGGGCUUGUUUUCAUCCCUCCAUCGUUUCCCUCGUCAUUUGCUUGUGUUAACAGAUGAUCCAUCUUGCUGAAACCACAGACUGAACGGCUGCUCUGAUACAAAUGGACAGUGUUUAUUUCCCUUUCCCCCUUAUUCACGUCCUUUUCGUAUUGAUGGUUAUUACAUGAACACUUCUUAAGUGGUCCGUUUCCACCCAGUCGGACCUACGACCAUGAAAUACUAAAAACAGCGUAAAUCAGGAUGUCGUAUGUUUUUGUUUUUCAGCUUCCGUGACUGACAGUCACGGCUAAACUUAGUUUAUUUUACUCGCAGCAGUUGGUUUUAUAUCUUUUAUAUAUGUGAUAGGUUCUCUUUUUGUACCCGGUGGCUUUUAUUCCGUCACAUGUACAACGUGAAGUGUUGAUCGUUUUGUGUUGGAAUAAAACAAUUGUAUAAAAGUA